Molecule: messenger RNA, 1357 nt
Organism: Ruditapes philippinarum (Manila clam)
Lineage: Eukaryota; Metazoa; Mollusca; Bivalvia; Venerida; Veneridae
Product: neuronal acetylcholine receptor subunit alpha-5-like
Exons: 1
Coding region: 63-1328 (421 amino acids)
Biological process (GO): chemical synaptic transmission; monoatomic ion transmembrane transport; nervous system process
Cellular component (GO): neuron projection; synapse; membrane
Molecular function (GO): extracellular ligand-gated monoatomic ion channel activity; neurotransmitter receptor activity; transmembrane signaling receptor activity
Source: RefSeq, a predicted model, not a curated record
UGUGACAUCUGAUUAUAACGUUGAAGUUACUACACUAGAACAAAUAUUUUGUUACAGCAAUCAUGAUGAACACCAAAAUCCUUAUCAUCAGUACUAUGUUUUUUCGGUUGGAAUUCAUCCUCUGCUCAAAUUCAACACAGGUUAGAAGUUUACACGACAGCUUGUUCAAGAACUACAAUAGAAAACUGUUUCCUUUGUUAGAUCAUAAUGACACUGUAAAAAUUGCUUGUACAGUAGGGAUUGUGAGUAUCAAUAAUUUUAAUGAAUUGUCUGGUGAGAUAGAAAUAACCAUGUUAUUUUACAUGCAAUGGAGUGAUGAAAGACUAAGCUGGACACCGUCUGAAUUUGGCGGGAAAUCGAAUCUUCUUAUUCCACCGAAAGAUGUGUGGCACCCACAGUUGUUUGUACUACAAUCUUUUGACAGAAUUCAAGAAAUUACCAAUGUAUCAAUGCUGAUGCGAUUGCUUUCAAGCGGUAAAAUUAUAUGGAACCCAGGGAAUGUUUUAAAACUAGUUUGCUCGGUUGAUGUCACUUACUUUCCCUUUGACACGCAAGAUUGUUACGUGACGAUUUCAGGAUGGGCUUAUACAAACGAAGAAGUGUUGUUUUAUACAACAGAGAGUAUGAUAAACAAAGAUUUUUUAAGCCAGAAUAGUCAAUGGAUAAUAUCGUCUGCAACUGUGGAAAAUAGAAGUGCUGUCGUCGCCCCAAGCUUUCCACCAUCAUUAAACAUUAGAAUUUCAUUGAAAAGAAGAAGUGAUUUCUUUGUAGUUUACAUAAUUGUUCCGAUGAUGUUUUUAAGUUGUAUGAAUAACCUGGUGUUCAUUAUGCCUGCGAAUUCUGGGGAAAGAACAUCUGUGGCUAUAACCACAUUUUUGUCAUUUAUUGUUUUUAUGCAAAUGAUAAAUUCGACAGUUCCCCAGAGUUCUGACCCAAUGGCUUACAUUUAUUUUUAUGUCCUGUUUCUACUGAUAUAUAGCUCAGUUAUCCUCUUUCUAUGUAUUCUUUCAUUACGUAUUCAUGACAGGGAUGCUCCCGUUCCGUCGGCAAUUGUAAAAUUGGUGUACGUUCUUCGUUGCUGGUGGUUGAAACGAAAGAAAAUUGCUGUUGUUAAGCCUGAACGGAAAAUGUCAUCUGUUUCAGAAGAGAUUGAGAUGAAACAUAACAAGAUCAAUGAAAAUACAGAAAAAGAAAAUGAAACUCCCUCUGUGACAUGGAAAACGGUUGGCAAAACAUUCGAUUUGUAUUGUUUUCUUAUUCUGUAUUUUAUAUUUAUUGUUAUGACAGCCAAUACAUUCAGCAAUUUGUAUUAUAACCGCAAAGUUUAAACUUAAAACUGCUAAAAUGAUUUAUCGUU